Messenger RNA from Notothenia coriiceps (black rockcod), 1379 nucleotides. Its product is annotated as centrosomal protein of 112 kDa. The record is from RefSeq and is a predicted model, not a curated record. The transcript is spliced from 10 exons. Bases 1 to 1128 code for a protein of 375 amino acids. Lineage: Eukaryota; Metazoa; Chordata; Actinopteri; Perciformes; Nototheniidae.
AUGGAGAGCCAGCUGGAGAGAGCGAGAGAGAGCCAGAGGACGCAGAUCCAGCAGGCAGACAUGGCGCUGGAGCAGUUCAAGAAACAGGUGGAACUCAGCUCUGAGAAGACCUACGCUGGCAUGAAGCUCCAGAUGGACAAGGUAGAAGAGGACCUGAUCCGCUCCAAGUCCCUCAGAGAGAACCAGUCCAAAGAGUUCUCCCAACAACUCGAUGCACUCAGACAGAAGUAUGAGCAGCAGAUGGCUGAGCAGCGCAUGCAGCACGAGCAGGAGAGAACGCGGCUACAGCAACAGCACAGCGUGGAAAAGGACAGCCUGGUCCAGGAGCGCCAGUGGGAGGUGAGCAGCCUGGAGAGGCAGGCCAGGGCAGCCCUGCAACAGCACCAACAGAACACCCAGGAGUGGAGGAAGCUCGACGCCCAGACGAUUUCAGAUUUGGAAUCUCAGUUGUCGAGUCUAAGUGAGGAUCUCCAUGGAGCCAAUGAGAAGCACAAGCAACAGUUGGCUGAGAUGGCGUUACUCCGGGAGGAAGAAAAACAAAGAGAAUUCCUGGACAGAGAGGCAUCGUUGGACCGGCUCCGCUCGGACAUGGAGCGCAUCCGCAGCGACCUUGAGGAAAGCCACCAGCAGGAGAAGGACGCGGCUCAAGAGAAGGCCAACAGCAGGUUGAAGCAGAUUGAGAAGGAGUACAGUCAGAAGCUCGCCAAGUCUGCCCAGUUAAUUGCGGAGCUACAGACAUCUUUAUGUUACAUGAAGGAGGAGGCUGUUCGUCAGCAGCAAGCAAUGGAGAAGCAGUUGGAGGAGUCCAAUGUCCGAUGGGAUGAGGAGAGGAGGACAAUAAAUCACCACGCCGAUCGAGCCAACAAGGCUCUGCAGGAAAAGGUGGAGAGUCUACAGAGGCAGCUGCACAGCUCGGAGAAGAAGCUGCUCAGCAAAGAGCUGGAGUCUGAAGAAAAGGUGACUGUGGUGCGUCAGGAGUACGAGAAGAAGAUCAAGGGUUUGAUGCCGUCAGAGCUCAGAAAGGAGCUAGAAGACACCAUCAGCUCUCUGAAGGCUCAGGUGAACUUCCUUCAGAAGAGAGCCUCUCUGCUACAGGAAGACCUGGAUGCCUGUCGCAGCAGGAGGUAACCAUGGGAGAACAGCCUGACCCCUCGUCGGAAAAUGAAGGAAACGACGUCCAAUCAGAUGUGAGCAUUAUUGACGGUUAAAAGUAUUUUACACAUCUGUCGUGCCACUGUUCCCGUCAUCUUUUUAUUUAUUGUGCUGUUGUCUGUCAUGGUUUUAUUGAAGUGUAAACUAUUUAUACAUCGUCAGACUUCAGUUUGGAAUUUACAUAUUUAUGUUAACAACAUUGUUUUAUACUUUUUAAUAAAAAACAU